AUGCUGGACUACAUACUGCCGGAAUUCUUCGUCGACGAAAAGGCUCGAAUGUCCUUAGAGCCUUUGGUUCAGGAAGGAGCCCAGAACGGAGCCCUAUGCCACAGCCGGAGCUGCAGCCCCACGACGGGUUUCCAGAACCCAGCAUUCCGAACGGACGUUGUCCGAGCCCGCAGGCGAGACGAACGCUGCUGCUGCGUGGCCGACCAGCGCGGUGGCUUGCCAGCAGCGACGGCCGCAGGUUCCCCGGAGAAGCCCUCGACCAAGUCCAGCACGCCGUCGCCUUCGACGUCGUCGGCCGUGGCUGCGUCCUCCUCCCGUAGGGCUGCCGGCGACGGCGGCGCCGAUGGGCGCAUUCAGAUGCGGAUCGGCGCCGACCUUACGCCCUUCCACACGGCCAUCAUCUCAGACUCCGAAAACACGACGGCCUCGGAGUUCGUCUCGGAGAGGAUACAGACUCUGGUGCGAGCAUUUUCUCAUCGAUCGCAACGAGUGAAGGAGCGCAUCGCGGAGCCUCCGACACCCAGCCCAACCCCGCCGCCGGAGAAACGGGAGGACUACGAGAGCCGGCUGCGGUUGGAUUCGUUCGCACUCGCUGAAGACGUGCCGGGCGAUAGUCAGGCCGAUUCGGAACGCAUCAUCAAGAUAGGCUGCUGCUCCUUCCCCAGGAGGGCCUUUACUUUUCCGAGAACCAUCGACCCUCAAAGCAAGCUGUACGUGUCAUGGCAACUGGCAGUGAGCGUGUGCUUCCUGUACAACUGCUGGGCCAUCUUCUUGCGCGCCGUGUUCCUGGAAGGAUCGCACGUCGACGAGGCUGGCUUCUUUGCCUGCGACUACCUUUCCGACCUGGUGUACCUGUUCGACAUAUUACUAUUCAAGUCGCGCAUCAAGUUCCACUCUGCCGGCAUGUGGGUGGAAGAUCCCAAACAGACCCGACGAAACUACUUCCGCAAACCUAUAUUUAAGAUGGACGUAGCUGCCCUGCUACCCUUAGACAUCCUUUACUACCUUUACGGUGUCAACCCGCUGCUCAGGUUGCCUCGUAUGCUCAAGAUACAGACAUUCUGGGAAUUUUUCGACCGCAUCGACGCUCUCGCCAAGUCGCCUUAUGUCAUUAGGGUGUUGCGAACUCUUCUUUACAUGAUGUACCUGAUCCACCUCAACACAUGCGCCUACUAUGCCAUCUCCAAAUAUGAAGGCAUCGGCUCCAAUCAAUUCGUUUUUCAAGGCGGAAACAAGACCGCGUACGUGCGCUGCUUUUACUUCGCCUUCAAGACGGCCACGUCGAUCGGGAAGAACGCGAAGCCUAGCAACGAGCUUGAGUACGCGUACAUGACGCUCUCGUGGUUGCUGGGCGUCUUCCUGUUCGCCUUCCUGAUCGGCCAGGUACGCGACAUUGUGGCUACAGCCACGCAGGGCCGCACCCAGUGUCGACAGGCGGUCGACGCCUGCGUGCGCCACCUUCGCCGCCUUGGCCUGCCCGACGACCUACAGAGACGUGUUCGCCUUUGGCUAAACCACACCUGGGCACAGAAGAAGACCCUAGACGAGAACUCCAUCUUGGCCACGCUCCCUAGAAAAAUGAAGACCGACAUCGCCAUAAGCGUCCACUACAACACACUGGCCAAGGUUCAGUUUUUCCAGGAUUGCGAGCGGUCAAUGCUGCGAGAUCUAGUGCUGAAAUUGCAGUCAGUUCUCUUCCUUCCUGGUGAUUACAUCUGCCGAAAGGGAGAAAUUGGUGUGGAAAUGUACAUCGUCAAUAAAGGAGUCAUUCACGUCAUCGGAGGAGAAAACAACAAUGUUGUGCUUGCAAAGCUCACUGAAGGCAGCGUGUUCGGAGAAGUGAGCCUUCUCGGGCUACCUGGUUUCAACAGACGCACAGCGGAUGUGCUCUCGGUGGGCUUCUCGAACCUUUUCGUGCUCAGCAAAGAUGACCUAAACGACGUGCUGCACUACUACCCGGACGUUGAGGCCAUGCUUCGCCGCAAAGCUAAAAGCCAGAUGAUGAAGAACAAGGCAUCCAACGAGAAGACGCUGGAGAACAAAGCCCGGCGAAUUCAUGUCGAACCAAUCAUCAAGACUCCUCCUGCCCGACCCAAGACACCCAAGUUGGUGCAGACGGUGUUGCAGGUGCUGCGGCCGGAGUCCAAAACCGGCUCGGCCCUAGCAAGACGCGUUUUCGGCGGCCGCGCGAGCCGGCGGCCUACAAGCGGCAGCGACUCGGACAGCAGCAGCCACUCGAGCGAGGCCAUGGGGCGGCCUACGACACUGAGCUUCCGCGAUGAAGACGGCGUGGAAACGCGAGUGGACACGUACCACGACGUCACGCAGAACGCUCUCACCCUGAGGGCCACUUCGGCGUCGGGACUGCGCGUACCGCGCUCGGUGCCACCGCGCUGCAAGAGCUCGCCCGCAGUCAUGCGGCAUCCAGAAGAACGGCGGCCCGAACGCCCUACACCACUGACGCGGCGGCCACGGCCCUCGCCGCUAGUGCUGCUGAGUCGGUGCCUGGGCACUGACAGUCCGCAGUCCGUACGCCGCCACUGGCGACCUCUAACGGCGCGAAGUCGAGUGACACCGCUGACACCGCCGGUGCCGCACGAUCUUGCCGCCGCCGCUGAAGGAUCCGCAACCGCCGGCAACGACGAGGCCGCGGCUCCGCAGCGCCACAGCGGUGACUCGGCGCCAUCAUCAAGGGCAAGCCUCCGGUCCGCGUCGCUCUCGGCAAAUGAGCUCUCCGACAGAGACGAAUUUCAGCUCGUAUCACCCGGCUUCCCGUCCAGCUCGUCACCCAGCUGGACGUUCGAAGAACCGCCUUGCUAG
This is a messenger RNA of Rhipicephalus microplus (southern cattle tick), 2820 nucleotides long. It is a transcript of the gene CngB, whose product is annotated as Cyclic nucleotide-gated ion channel subunit B. Gene Ontology annotation, molecular function: protein-containing complex binding; intracellularly cAMP-activated cation channel activity; cGMP binding. The record is from RefSeq and is a predicted model, not a curated record. Gene Ontology annotation, cellular component: intracellular cyclic nucleotide activated cation channel complex; plasma membrane. Gene Ontology annotation, biological process: monoatomic cation transmembrane transport. NCBI's taxonomy places the organism in Eukaryota, Metazoa, Arthropoda, Arachnida, Ixodida, Ixodidae.